Funneliformis geosporum is the source of this 876-nucleotide messenger RNA. The record is from the annotation of a GenBank genome assembly. Lineage: Eukaryota; Fungi; Glomeromycota; Glomeromycetes; Glomerales; Glomeraceae.
AUGAAAAAAAUCGCUAAUCUGACCCAUAAACAAGAGAGAAUAUUAUUAAAAAUAGCCAAAACCGGCAAAGGUGAGGCUAAAAAAAAAGCUAUCUGGCUAUUGAUUUAUCACAACCAAAAGAUAGUUAAGUACAUUGCGAAGGGUUAUUCUUCUCUGCGAGGGAAAGUUGAGUAUGAUGAUUUAAUUGACGAAGGAAUUAGUUCUUUGCCAAAAGCGAUAGAAAAAUUUGAUAUGAAUGUCAAGUACCGCUUUUCAACUUAUGCUAUUUAUUGGGUUAAACAGUUUUUUCAAACUUUUAUUAACCAAAGCCAACUUAUUAAACAGGGUCCUAAUAUUAAGGAAAAAAAAAAUCUGGUUUUUUAUGAUAGUAAUUAUCAAGAUAACGAUAAUGAUAGCCAAUCUUAUUCCUUAGCCGACACUUUAAAUGAUAAAGAAAAUUCUGAACUUGAUGUCCGACAAAUUCACCAAAAAGAUAUUGUAAUUCAAAUCAAUAACGCCAUUAAUUCACUAGCCAAUCGGGAGGAAAUUUUAUUAGUCAGAGCAUGGCAUAAAAUAGCACCAACCAAUUUACUUGAUAUAUAUUACCUAGCCACCGAGGAGGAAAAAGAAGAAUUAAAAAAGAAAUUAAAGUUAAGCGAAAAAUUUAAUCCCGACCUACUGCAAAAACACUCUUUGGAAGAAAAAAAAAAUAGCGAUUUAACCAUGGCUAAAAAAUAUUUGGAAAUGUUUGCUAAAAAAUAUAAGUCUUCGGAGUUAGUUGAUUUGUUGAAUAAGUCGGAAAAUGCGAUUAGAAGGCUAAAAAAAGAAAGUUCUAAAAAAUUACAAAAAAUCGCCCAAGAAAGAAAUCUCCAUUUCCUAGUCGGACAAAAUAUAUAA